ACUCGAGGUCCGCGCUCGGGCGCAGGGUGGCUGCUGCGGCCAUGUCGCUGCGGACGCUGCCGCUGCUCGUCCUCAACCUGGGCGGGGAGAUGCUCUACAUCGUGGACCAGCGGCUGCGCGCGCAAAGCAUCCCGGGAGACAAGGCGCGCCAAGAUGAAUGGACUGAUGUGGACAGGAGACGAGUUAUGAAUGACAUCAUUGGGGGCAUAUUCAAUAAAAAGUUCAUGGAUGAACUGUUUAAACCCCAGGAACUCUAUUCCAGGAAGGCCCUGAGAACAGUGUUUGAGCGGCUGGUUCAUGCCUCCAUCAUGAGACUGAAUGCACCCAGUAUGGAUAAGCUUUAUGAUCUAAUGACCAUGGCUUUCAAGUACCAAGUUCUACUCUGCUCUCGGCCCAAAGACCUUCUGCUCAUCACUUUCAACCACCUGGAUGCCAUUAAGGAUUUCAUCUUUGAAUCACCCAAAACUCUGACCCAAGUCGAUGUAACUUUUCGGAGGCUUAUUGAUACUUACGGCUCUCUCUCCGCUGGCGAACUUCAGCUCAUCCGGCAAACUUUGCUCAUCUUCUUCCAGGACAUACACAUCAGGGUUUCCAUUCUCUUAAAAGACAAAGUACAGAAUUCCAAUGGCCAUUUUGUACUCCCAACCUCAGGUCCAGUUCCUUGGGGAACCGAGGUUCCAGGGCUCAUCAGACUUUUCAAUAGUAAAGGGGAUGAAAUUCGAAGGACUGAGUUCACCAGUGGUGGAAAUUAUGUACUUCCAUAUCGGGAAGGCUCAUUUGACCUUCACGGAGACAGAGUCAUUAAACUGGGAACAAACAUAUACAGCAUCAGCCGACCUGUAGAAACAGACAUCUCGGGAGCCGCCAAAAAUUUGGCUUCUCGUGUAAAGGAGAACACCACUCCCAACCCGCUAGCUAAAGAAGAGCUGAACUUGUUGGCCAGGCUGAUGGGCGGCCUCGAGAUCAAGAAGCCUCUUGGCAAUGAAGCUGGCUUCCGGCUGAACCUCUUCACCACGGAUGAAGAGGAAGAACAUGCCGCACUGACCCGCCCACAGGAGUUAUCGUAUCAAGUUAUCAACAUACAGGCAGACCAGGACCAACAACGGAAUGAGGAACUGGAUCGUAUCAUGGGAGAGUUUGAGGUGCCAGAGCAGCCUACACAGGCAAUCAGUAAGGGGGCUGACUUAUUGGCAAUGAUGGAUGAGCUGUGACUUACGGCUGCAGACACUUGGGGCAAAGGAAUGGUCAAUCCCUGCCAUUUUGCUAUGGAAAGUACCUAGCUGUCAGCCUCCUGUAGAAGAGUGGUUACAAAGGCAUCCAUUUCUGUUGGGCCACGAAGGCUGAUUGGUGCUUAGAACUAUUUGAUUAACCCUUUCUCUGGCUUUGGGGAAAUGUUCCAGGGCUGCAAAUAGCAAGUUAUUCUUAUGCUAUUAAUAGCCUAGGUUGUGCCUCAUGGGGUUAGAAGUUGGAACAGCUGUAAAGAAAAUGGACAUAAAAGUCUUGCCUUGGAGCUGUUGAGUGUAAAAAAAAUCUCCUAGAUACGCUUCCUACUUAAGACGUACAAAAUGUGCUGUAUUGUUUGUGCAUGUCUCAGCAAGAGCAGAAAGAGGAAUCCCUUCGUUGGUUGUGGGAUCCAAGUUUGUAAUGAUGUUGCAAUCACAUUCUUUUUAUCUGCCGCAAUAAAGACGUUUGUUCUAA
Elgaria multicarinata webbii is the source of this 1698-nucleotide messenger RNA. RefSeq names its product organic solute carrier partner 1 (gene OSCP1). The record is from RefSeq and is a predicted model, not a curated record. Gene Ontology annotation, biological process: transport; mRNA 3'-end processing by stem-loop binding and cleavage. Gene Ontology annotation, molecular function: U7 snRNA binding; histone pre-mRNA DCP binding. Lineage: Eukaryota; Metazoa; Chordata; Lepidosauria; Squamata; Anguidae. Gene Ontology annotation, cellular component: nuclear body; plasma membrane; cytoplasm. The transcript has 11 exons. The coding region runs from base 42 to 1211 and encodes 389 amino acids.